AUGGGCCGCUACCACAUCUGCGUAGCCACCGGGGCCUGGAUCUUCUCCGGGUCGCACAAUCGCGUGCGGCUGUGGCUGGUCGGGGCGCGCGGGGAGGCGGAGCUGGAGCUGCAGCUGCGGCCCGCGCGGGGCGAGGAGGAGGAGUUCGAGCACGACGUCCCCGAGGAGCUGGGGCCGCUGCAGUUCGUGAAGUUGCGCAAACUCCACUCACUGGUGGACGACGCGUGGUUCUGCGACCGCAUCAUGGUGCGGGGCCCCGGAGCCCACGAGACAGCGACCUUCCCGUGCUACCGCUGGGUGCGCGGCGACGGUGUCCUGAGCCUGCCUGAGGGCAGCGCCCGCCUGGCAGUAGACAAUGCCUCGGACAUCUUCCAGAAACAUCGAGACAAGGAACUAGAGGAAAGACAGCAGAUGUACCGGUGGGCCACCUGGAAGGAAGGCCUGCUCCUGACAAUAGCAGCAGACUCGAAGGACGAUCUACCCCCCAAUAUGAGAUUCCACGAGGAUAAGAGGCUGGACUUUGAAUGGACGCUAAAGACAGUGGCUCUGGAGAUGAUCUUCAAACGUGUUUACACUCUCCUGAGCUCCUGGGACCGUCUAGAAGACUUCGAUCAGAUCUUCUGGGGCCAGAAGAGUGCCCUGGCUGAGAAGGUUCGGCAGCGCUGGCAGGACGAUGAGUUUUUUGGCUACCAGUUCCUCAAUGGUGCCAACCCCAUGCUGUUGCGACGCUCCACCUGCCUGCCCUCUAGGCUAAUGCUGCCAUCGGGGAUGGAGGUGCUUCGCGUCCAACUGGAGAAAGAACUCCAGAACGGCUCCCUGUUUGAGGCUGACUUUAGCCUGCUGGAUGGCAUCCCAGCCAAUGUGAUCCGAGGAGAGCAGCAGUACCUGGCUGCCCCCCUCGUCAUGCUGAAGAUGGAACCCGAUGGGAAGCUGCUCCCCAUGGUCAUCCAGAUUCAGCCUCCCAACGCCGGCUCUCCCACCCCAACACUGUUCCUGCCCUCAGAUCCCCCACUUGCCUGGCUCCUGGCCAAGUCCUGGGUCCGAAAUUCAGAUUUCCAGCUGCAUGAGCUCCAGUAUCACUUGCUGAACACUCAUCUGGUGGCUGAGGUCAUCGCUGUCGCCACCAUGAGGUGCCUCCCGGGACUGCAUCCUGUCUUCAAGCUCCUCAUGCCCCAUAUCCGCUACACCAUGGAAAUCAACACCCGGGCCCGGAGCCAACUCAUCUCCGAUGGAGGAAUAUUUGAUCAGGCAGUGAGCACAGGUGGAGGGGGCCAUGUGCAGCUGCUACGCCGGGCAGUGGCUCAGCUGACCUACCACUCCCUCUGCCCUCCGCAUGACCUGGCUGAGCGGGGCCUGCUGGGAAUCCCAAGUGCCCUCUACGCCCACGAUGCUUUACAGCUCUGGGAGAUCAUCACCAGGUACGUGGAGGGCAUCGUCCUCCUCUUCUACCAAAGCGAUGACGUCGUGAGGCGCGACUCAGAGCUGCAGGCCUGGUGUCGGGAGAUCACUGAGGUGGGGCUGCGCAAGGCCCAGAACCGAGGUUUCCCCAUCUCCUUCCAGUCCCAGACUCAACUCUGCCACUUCCUGACCAUGUGUGUCUUCACGUGCACAGUCCAGCAUGGGGCCAUCAACCAGGGCCAGCUGGACUGGUAUGGCUGGGUCCCGAAUGCCCCAUGCACAAUGCGGAUGCCCCCACCUACCACCAAGGACAAUGUGACAAUGGCUACGGUCAUGGGGUCACUACCUGAUGUCCGGCAGUCCUCACUUCAGAUGGCCAUCACGUGGCAUCUGGGUCGCCAGCAGCCAGACAUGGUGCCUCUGGGGCAUCACAAAGAAGAAUAUUUCUCAGAUCCCAAGGCCAAAGCCGUGCUAAGCCAAUUCCAAACAGAUCUGGAAAACUUUGAAAAAGAGAUCACAGCCCGGAACGAGCCCCUUGACCUUCCCUAUGAAUACCUGAAGCCCAGCCGCAUAGAGAACAGCAUCACCAUCUGA
This is a messenger RNA of Lepus europaeus (European hare), 1992 nucleotides long. RefSeq names its product arachidonate 12-lipoxygenase, 12S type (gene ALOX12). Gene Ontology annotation, biological process: lipid oxidation; linoleic acid metabolic process. Lineage: Eukaryota; Metazoa; Chordata; Mammalia; Lagomorpha; Leporidae. Gene Ontology annotation, cellular component: sarcolemma; cytosol. Bases 1 to 1992 code for a protein of 663 amino acids. The record is from RefSeq and is a predicted model, not a curated record. Gene Ontology annotation, molecular function: protein binding; linoleate 13S-lipoxygenase activity; arachidonate 12(S)-lipoxygenase activity. The transcript has 14 exons.